This is a messenger RNA of Amblyraja radiata (thorny skate), 4033 nucleotides long. RefSeq names its product serine/arginine repetitive matrix 1 (gene srrm1). Gene Ontology annotation, molecular function: RNA binding. The record is from RefSeq and is a predicted model, not a curated record. Lineage: Eukaryota; Metazoa; Chordata; Chondrichthyes; Rajiformes; Rajidae. Gene Ontology annotation, biological process: regulation of mRNA splicing, via spliceosome. The transcript is spliced from 19 exons. Gene Ontology annotation, cellular component: spliceosomal complex. Bases 63 to 2663 code for a protein of 866 amino acids.
AGUCGGGGUAGAGCGGAAGUGAGCGGCGGUCUGAUCCGGCAGUCCCUCCACAGACAGACAAGAUGGACGCGGGGUUUUUCCGUGGAACCAGUGCAGAACAAGACAAUCGAUUCAGCAACAAACAGAAGAAACUUCUAAAACAGUUGAAAUUUGCAGAAUGUCUUGAAAAAAAGGUGGAUAUGCAUAAAGUGAACCUGGAGGUGAUCAAGCCAUGGAUUACCCAGAGAGUGACAGAAAUGCUUGGUUUCGAGGAUGAUGUUGUUAUUGAGUUCAUCUUCAACCAUCUUGAGGAGAAGAACCCAGAUGCAAAGCUGAUGCAGAUUAACUUAACCGGGUUCUUGAAUGGAAAGAAUGCAAGAAUGUUCAUGGGAGAGUUGUGGCCAUUGCUGUUGAGUGCCCAGGAAAACAUUGCAGGAAUCCCAUCUGCUUUUCUGGAACAGAAGAAAGAAGAAAUCAAACAGCGACAGAUUGAACAGGAAAAGCUGGCUACCAUGAAGAAGCAAGAUGAAGAGAAGGAAAAAAAGGAUAAAGAAGACAAAGAAAACAAAGAAAAGAGGGACCGCUCCAGAAGUCCAAAGAGGCGGAAAUCAAGAUCCCCAUCUCCCAGGAGGCGAUCUCCAGCAAGAAGGGAGAGAAAGCGUUCUCCAUCUAGGUCUCCUCGUCGUAGGACCAGAAGCGCGAGUAGAAGUGCUUCACCAGUGUCUACGGUCAAGAAGCCAGAACAAAUGUCACCCGAGCCAGAUCUCUCACUAAAAGAAAGAAAAGAAUCCCCUGCACCAGAAGCAACAUCAACAAGUGAUAUUCUGAAGGAAAUCAAACCCUCAACACCAGAAGUUAAAGAAACUUUAUUAGAUCAACCUAUUAAAAAAGAGAAGGAAAGAAAGGAAAGAAAUCGUCAUCGCUCACGUUCACGGUCAAAAUCAAAGUCUAGGUCCCGUUCACGUUCUCAUUCACGGCCAAGGAGGCGUCCUAGGUCCCGGUCAAGGUCCUAUUCACCUCGAAGACGGCCCAGUCCCCGACGGAGGUCUCCACCACGACGGAGGAGUCCACCAAGGCGUUUGCCACCACCUCCGCCUCCUUCCAGGCACAGAAGGAGUAGAUCACCUAUAAGAAGGCGUCGAUCUCCCUCAGUUUCAUCCUCGGGCAGUAGUUCCUCUUCCUCUUCCUCUCCAAAGAAGACCAAACGCAUAUCAAUCAGUCCUCCCCGCAAACCUCGCCGAUCUUCUCCAUCUCCUGCUACUCCUCCCAGAAGACGACAUCGAUCACCCGUGACUACGACAAGUCCCGCUCAUAAAGGGCCGCGUUUGUCUUCUCCACAUGUGAAUCGUUCAAGGAAAGGUUACACUUCUAUUUCUCCUGCUAGACCAGCACCAAAACGGAAAGGUAGUGUGAAGCAUGAAUCCGUUUCACCUCCUAAACCAAGAAGAUCAGAUCCAUCAGAUUCAGAAGAUGAUAAAGGAGGCAAGGCUGCAGGAGUAGAAUCCGUGCAACAGCGUCGCCAGUAUCGCAAACAGAACCAACAAACCACUUCUGAGUCCGGAUCAUCUUCCUCAUCUGAAGAUGAAGCACCAAAACGUUCAACUGCAAAGAAUGGCGAAGUUCGAAGAAGGCGCCAUCGUUCCUUGUCACGGAGUAUGUCUCCUUCUCCUGCUAUGCGAAAAAGGCACUUUUCGCCACGGAUGCCGCUUGGAAAGGGGUGGCACUUCCCAGUGGCGAAAAGGAGGAGGAGAAGCCCAUCACCACCGCAGAGACGCCGGCGUACUCCGAGUCCCCCGAGAAGGCGUAGAUCACCGUCUCCACUAAGACGCAGAUCGCCAUCUCCACCACAACGUCGACGUUCAGCCUCACCCAGACGCUAUUCCCCCCCAAUUCAGAGGAGGUAUACUCCAUCACCACCACCCAGGAGGCGGGCAUCUCCGUCACCAGCACCAAAGCGCCGUAGUUCUCCCUCUCCCUCGUCCCGGCGUAGGAGAGGAUCACCACCCAGUAGAUCCAACAGAGAUGUCCGCUCACCGCCACCACACAAACGCCACUCACCAUCUCCAAGACCCAGGCCAAUACGUGGAUCUGUCAGUCCACCACCAGCACGAAGAGUAUCAAUGUCACCACCACCACCACAACGUCGUCAUAUGUCCCCAUCCCCGAGUAAUAGGCCAAUCCGGCGUGUUUCACGAACACCAGAACCGAAGAAACCUAAAAAGGUCUCGCCAAAUCUACAAGUUGUGCGAAGGGCUACAUCAUCCAGAUCUGCAUCUCGAUCUCCUGAGCCUGCUCCCAAAAAAAGGCCAGUGACUUCAGUCUCCAGAUCACAAUCUGCUAGUAGGUCACCAACACCUGUCCUUCCACCACCACCAGUUAAAAAGCCAAAGAGUGCUUCAGUUAGCCCAUCUCCUCUCAAGGUCUCAGACCAAGAAGCUGGAGGGAAGAAGAAGAAGAAGAAGAAGGACAAGAAACACAAGAAGGACAAAAAACACAAGAAACACAAGAAGCAUAAGAAAGAAAAGGCUGCUGUGGCACCAGUUGCAGCUGUAGAAGAAAAGGUUGAACCUGCAGAAGCUCCAGCAAAGUCACCUCAGCCGGAAGCUUCAGAACCCACAAAGAUUAUGGGUGGUAACAAUAACAGGUUAAGAUUUGAGAAAUUGCAAAAUCUGAUUUGCAAAUAAGACAAGCAAGAGGAGCUUAGGCACAUGGAAUCAGAAAGUGAAGACGAAAACCUAGAUGAUCUAGAAAAGCAUCUGCGAGAGAAGGCUCUGCGUUCAAUGAGAAAAGCUCAAGCCUCGCCACCAUCAUGAGGGAGAGAACUGAAAUAAACUAACUUAAGCAGACUGAAUGGAUUAGGCACAAGGGCUUUGUACAUUUAAAAAAUGGCUGUUGUAAUGACACCAGUACAUUAAGAUGGCUCCAUACCACUCAUGAACACUGACAUUGCCACUUAACUACGCUAGAAUUAUUUUUCAUAAAGGCAAACCAUAUUAAUUAUUUUGUGUUUUAUCACAGAACAAAAUUCUUUGGCUUCGAUUUGUCACAGCUACAUCUUUCUUUAAAUGCAAUAUUAUUUGGGAAACCUUUGGUCUCAAUUUGUUGCUGUAAAGUUGCUCCUCUUCUCGGGUGAGAUUCAUUCUUUAGCAUCUGGACAUAAGACACAGCACUUUGAAGAAGAGAGGUGUUUUAUUUCCGCCAUUGAGAAUCAUGGUCUGUCAGCUGGCCAUGAGAUAGACUGCUCUUGAGAACAGGCAUUUUAGGCAUGUCUUUGGCCCAAAAUAUUCCGACUCCUUUCUAAAUGGUCUGCUGAAGAAUGAUAAGUCCAUUAUGUGCAUCUGAUUUCAUAAAAUAACAUUUAAGUAGAAUAAAUUAAGUGAAUUUAGGGUGAAUCGGUUUUAUGGUUGCAGCCACAAACCAUGCUAGAUUUGCAUGAAUUGACUAAAUUUAUGUCUUUAUGACUGAACCGUGAAAAUUAAUUUUUUAAAAUCCGUUUGCAGUAUUUGUCUUGGCUAUCAUUAUGUAAUGGUAUUUUGUGACAUUGUUUAUGUAAGUGUACAAAUCCUUUGUGUUUAAUCCACUAAUACGAUCUGUUGUGUAGUUUCUGCAGAGUUUGAGUUUUAUUUGAGCCGUUUGAUUGUCCACAACAUUCUUUACAAAGAGCUUCACGUGAAAAUGUGCUGUAUCUAGAACACUGGAAGUCUCUUUUUUAAAAAUCAAAAUUGUUAUAGGAAGAGGAUGGUACUACCAGGAUCUGAAGGAUAAAGAAUUCCUGGUUGACAGUAGCUUUGGAUUGUAUUUUGCUUUGUGUAACAGGUUGGUUUCAUCCAAGCUGUUCGUGUCUUCUACUGUUACGGUUGUUCUCAGAGUAAAAACUUGUUUAGAUGCUGUUCUUUUGUGGGAGCUUAACAAAUCUGUAAUGACUAUUUUGAAUUUGUCAUCUUUUGACUUAAAGGGUUUUGUUUUUUUUUUAUAAACGUUGAAUUAUAAAGCUGUAAAAAGCUGAAGUAAUAAAUGGAAAUUCAAUUUCUAAAUUCAAUUUUCUUCCCUCUGA